AUGAUAAUAUCCAGGACGGGCUUAGAGAAGGUGCCUCCGUCUCUCGCUGCCGCUGUCAAGAGAUGCGGGCGCGCACAGCAGUGGAGAGAGGCAUUGACACUGCUUCGAGAUGCGCCCCCGCUGCAGGGGUACGCCUGCGCAGUCCUCCACACGUGGGUAAUGGGCGUGUGCGGGAAAGGUGGGGCAUGGCAGCACGCCCUGUCGUUGCUCCGCGAAAUGGUGGAAGCGAAGUUGGAGCCAGACAUGAUAAGCUUCAAUACUGUGAUCGGCGCGUGCGCGCAAGUUGGCGAGUGGCAGCACGCACUGUCGCAGCUUAGUGCAAUGGAUGACAGCAAGAUGGAGCCUGAUAAAGUCAGCUACAGUGCUGGAAUCAAUGCUUGUGCUAAAGGCUGCGAGUGGCAGCAGGCCUUGUCGCUACUCGGAGGCAUGGGGGAAACGACAGUGGAACCGAACGUUUUCGCGUUCACUGCUGGAGUCAGCGCGUGCGCGGAAGUCGGGGAGUGGCAGCAAGCUGUGUUGUUGUUCAGCGACAUGGAUACAGCGAGAUGUGAGCAGAACGUCAUCAGUUACAGUGCUGCAAUCAGCGCGUGCGAGAAAGGUGGGCAAUGGCAAUAUGCUUUGUGUCUGCUCGCUGAAGUCACCGCAGCGACGUUGGAGCUCGACAUAAUCACAUGCAACGCUGGAAUUAGCGCGUGCCACAAAGAUGGACAGUGGCAGCUGGCGCUGUCAUUAUUUGCCGAGCUGGGAGAAUCAAUGAUGGAGCCAGACGUGAUCAGCUACAAUGCUGGAAUUAGUGCCUGCGAAAGGGGUGGGGAAUGGCAAAAGGCUCUGUCAUUAUUCCGAACUUUGCUUGAAGCGAAAUUGAGAUCGAGCAUUACCAGUUACAGUGCAGCAAUCAGUGCAUGUGAGAAGGGCGGGCAGUGGCAGCACGCAGUGCAUUUCUUGUGCCAGUUGCGAGAGAAAAAGCUAGAGCCGAAUGUGAUCAGUUGCAGCGCUGGAAUUAGUGCGUGCGAAAAGGGUGGGCAGUGGCAAUUGGCAUUGUCGUUGCUGAUCGGCAUGAAGGAAACGGCAUUGGAGCCGAAUGCGAUCAGCUAUAACGCUGGAGUCAGCGCUUGCAGGAGGGGCGGACAGUGGCAGCGCGCAUUAUCUUUGCUGGCAGAGAUGUGCCGGACGAAGACGGAGCUUGACACAAUUCAUUCCUCUUGUUAG
This is a messenger RNA of Prorocentrum cordatum, 1209 nucleotides long. The record is from the annotation of a GenBank genome assembly. Lineage: Eukaryota; Dinophyceae; Prorocentrales; Prorocentraceae.